GCGAACAGACUUCGCUGAGGACGAGAGACACAGAGAGACACCGGGAGACCCCCUCUCUCUAUAUAUAGACUCUAUGGAGACACCGGGAGAAUGAACGCGGCGGAGCGCAGGCUCGCCGAGCUCGUGCACGAGCGUCCCAACCUGUACGACCAGUCCCGGCAGGACUACAAGGACGGCGUGAAGAGCCAGGAGUCGUGGGGGGAGGUGGCGGGCGCCAUGGGGAGGCCCGAGUUCGAGGUGAGGAUCAAGUGGAAGAAUCUGCGCGACAAGUUCUGCAAAGCGAAGAAGCGGAUGGCCAGGAGAGGCUGCCCCCUGCUGGACGGAGAGGAGCGCGGCGCGGUGCAGCGGGCCGGGCCGGCGCUGCUGCACCAGCUGGUCUGGCUCAGCGACUUCGUGAAGCCCAGAGAGGAACGCGACAAGAGAGAAGCUGGGAGUGGCGAUGACCUGGAGAGAGUGCGUGAUAAAGUGAAGGAGCAGCACACACCGCUGUCUGCCAUCAGUAGCAGCUUCUCUCUGCUGGAGGCCUGUCCAUCCAACCGCCAGGAGCUGGUCUGUCCUAACCGUAAGAGGCAAGCCAACACAGAAACUGAGAUCAGUUCUGCAGAUGCCCUCACCAACAUUAGAGAUGAAGAUGAACUGUUCCUGCUCAGCCUCCUGCCCUCACUGAAGAGGCUCACCAUUAAAAAGAGAAUGGAGGUGCGGAUGAAAUUCCAGCAGGUGCUUUACGCUGCAGAGUUUGAGGACUGAAGAGAAAAACUUGAUAGGUUUAGUCAUAUUUAUGUAAUGAUCCUUUAAGUUGAAAAGAGUUUGAAUGAAUUAGUUCAAAGUUCAGUUCAUGCAGAUGAAAAUUAACUUGUUCACGUUCAUAGUUAAAUUUUUACAAUUUUGAACUAAGUUCAAGAUUCUAAAAACGAACUAGUUCACGUCCAUUAAAAAGAAAAAAAAAUCAAUAACGAGGGCUACGUUGUAGCACUAACGGGCCCGGGCACACGCAUUUUGAAGCCUGUUGCGGUUAGUGGAGAGAGAGAUCAAUGACUUCACUUCCUGCGUCCGUCACGCAAAGUAAAAAUGUGGGAAAUGGCCAAAUGACCACUAAAUCCAAAAUGGUCGACUUCCUGUUGCCUUUUUCAUAAUGCACUGAGAAACAUUUUUGUGCAUCUGGUUAUGAAACACAACUGUCCUAAUUUUCGUGAGGAUAGGUGAAAGAUGAGGGGCUUCCCGUAAGUGGCGCUUAUGUCGAAUGUUUGUGUUUUCUAGUCAUUUUUAUUUAGCCAGAUAUUGAAAGCAUAACAACAAGCCCCUGGUUGUUCAUACUAUAAACUAGAGUAAACAGUUGUUAGUUAAUUAGGUGCAUAUGUACAGUAACAUGUACGUUAAUGCAACAAAAUACAACAGACCGACAAUAACACCUCUGGUUUGAACCUCAUAAUGUUCAUUCAUCCCAAUUUUGAAGCUGUAUGUUGUUAUGUUAUAAUUGUACAUUUUAAAAUAUGUAAAAUAAGAACAUGAUUUUUUUUACAUUUAAGCUAUAAAGUGGGGAAGUUGAUAAACAGCUAUGUUUUUAUUAUAUGUAAAUAAAGUUCACUGACAGAAUGUAUGGUAUUAUCUUUCUGAU
Molecule: messenger RNA, 1615 nt
Organism: Limanda limanda (common dab)
Lineage: Eukaryota; Metazoa; Chordata; Actinopteri; Pleuronectiformes; Pleuronectidae
Exons: 2
Coding region: 91-747 (218 amino acids)
Biological process (GO): regulation of transcription by RNA polymerase II
Cellular component (GO): nucleus; transcription regulator complex
Molecular function (GO): DNA binding
Source: RefSeq, a predicted model, not a curated record